Mesorhabditis spiculigera is the source of this 483-nucleotide messenger RNA. The record is from the annotation of a GenBank genome assembly. Lineage: Eukaryota; Metazoa; Nematoda; Chromadorea; Rhabditida; Rhabditidae.
AUGGUAUCGGCUCGGAAGGGGGGAAUAUACGGCUCUUCUCUUCUGAUAGCCUCGAGUGAUGUCUAUGAAUCGCUAUAUAACGAUUUCUACUUUAAGUUCUAUUUGAAUGCAAAUUAUACCAUUGGCGAAAACAAGAUGCGAUGCCUAAAGUUUGGGCGCCAGUGGGCUUAUGGUCCAGCUAAGAAAGAGAUCACUGGCCAAUUCCAUCCGUACGCGGGUGACGCCUAUUAUAAGGUGCAGGUCAACAAACGUCAUUGGUUGGAGAAUAGGCACUACGAGAGCUGCACGGCCAGGAUGUACGGGACUGCCCCCUGUAUAGUGCACGGCACCGACGCCCACGACCCCGCCGACGAUCAGUUCUACCUGAAAUUCUAUCUAAGAGCCAAAUAUACUCAGGGGGCUAACGAAUUCCGCUGCGUGCACUUCCAUGACCCGAUUCAUUUUGGCGCUGAUCGGAGGGCAAACAUUACCGGCAACUACUAC